Vigna angularis (adzuki bean) is the source of this 702-nucleotide messenger RNA. RefSeq lists its product as uncharacterized. The record is from RefSeq and is a predicted model, not a curated record. The transcript has 4 exons. The coding region runs from base 86 to 538 and encodes 150 amino acids. NCBI's taxonomy places the organism in Eukaryota, Viridiplantae, Streptophyta, Magnoliopsida, Fabales, Fabaceae.
GCCAUGAGAGAGAAGAAUAUAACAGCAAAAAGCACGAGAAGUGGGAGUGAGUGAUUUUCACGCUCUCAGAAACUCAAUCGUCGAAAUGAAAAACGCUGAUGGUAGGGAAAGAAAACGAAAGCCUCUUUCCGAUCUCACCAUUUCCAACCUCCUUCCAUCAUCUUCUUCCUCCUUCUCAAUCGACGCCAGACGCGGUACUGUUGUUGGCCUUGAUGUUUCUGAGCCAAUUUCAGCAUUCUGCACCCGAAUACAUACUUUGAAUGAAAAGAAAAGGAAUGCAAAAAAGGCAAUAGCCAAUUCAAAAAUCUCCAAGAUUCGGGACAAAAGUGAUGGAGUAGAACUUGAAGGUUUGGGUCUACCUAAAGCUAGGAUUUUAACAGUUUCUUGCAAGAAGAAGCGCGCUGUGUCGUAUGAAGAAGAUGUGUCCAAAGAUGCCCAACUUCAAGAUUAUAUUGAAAAACAGAAUGCUUACUUUAAAGAGGUUGAUCAAUUUGAACUACCAGAAGAGGAGGUUGAAUCUGUUCAUGAACUGGAUUAAGAGGAACGUAGAGCAGCAGUAGGACUCAGCUUGAGACUCUUAAUCCUUGUUUUGGUUAUAAUGAAAAUGUGAUGUAACCAGGUUAAUGUAUAGAUGUGAUACAGUAAGUUCAUGACAGUCUUCCCAAUUUUCAAAUCAAAGAAACGGUGUUUGACCCAAACCAA